Messenger RNA from Penicillium soppii, 3711 nucleotides. RefSeq lists its product as uncharacterized. The transcript has 2 exons. The record is from RefSeq and is a predicted model, not a curated record. NCBI's taxonomy places the organism in Eukaryota, Fungi, Ascomycota, Eurotiomycetes, Eurotiales, Aspergillaceae. Bases 1 to 3711 code for a protein of 1236 amino acids.
AUGGGUUCCUAUCAAUUAUUCCAACCGCUCCGACCUCGUCACAAACAGUCAACCCAAAACAAAUUGAAGCGUCCAGCAUCGCUAGAAUUGCAGAUGAACCUGAAACGCCAAUUAUCAAAAGCGAGACAUGACUUGAUGACCAUUCGGGGCAAUGUAUCGAGCACCACCAUCGACAAAGAUUCCAAUGGUGUCAAAGAGCACACAAUACCCACACAGAUCGCGGAUACCACUCCUGGCCCAUCGCAAGCCGUACCAGGAUCCACUGGACCAUGCAUGGCACCCGGCACUAAAGAAUCUAAAGAAAUUCAGCGAGACCAAUCAGACGACCGCUGGUUUGAAGAAGAAGACUCCGCCCUCGGCGAAGUCGGGGACAGUCGCUGCUCCUCCCCGGAGGAAUCAAACAUCAUUGACCUCGACUCACUCCUGGAUUUCGGCGAGAUCUCCCCAGUGUCAGACGAAGUUCCUCGCUCAGCAUCUCGUCUGGCCCGCUUUUUUCCAGAGCUUUCCUCACACUUCUCCAUUGUCUCCCCGGUUUGUGCAGAUCGAAAUCCGGAACGUGAGAUGGGGCCUACGCCUUUUGAGCGAGAACUCGAGGAAAGAGUGCAGAUCUUGUAUCGAGGCUCCGCGGACGUCGAUCCGGAGAUCAAUGAGGCAGGUGCGGCGACGCGCUCGUCAUUUGCCUUGAAUGGGUUCGAUGGCGCUUCUUCGUGCUACAGUCGGCGCACGUCGAUCACUACUAUUGGGACGGAUUUCUGGGGCGACGAUGGACGGUACCCGUUCAAGUCGCCUGAUGCAUACUCGAUCCACUCACCCGUUGCGGUGGGCGUCUUCGACGAUGUCCCUUCUCUCUCCUCUCUGCGACGUCUCUCGGACGUUUCCCGGUACUCUCUACAUUCGCUGAACCCGAUACACCACCAGUGGCCAACCAAGCAGGUCGCGAUGAACGACCUCAAGAACAAGCCAUUGCCGCUCGAACCAGUGUUCAAUUUUAGUUCGGCCUCCAGACGUCAAAGUGACUCACCUUUGUCACCAACCUCAUCAUACCCCCGACCACAAUGGUUAACGCCGUUGAAAAAUGACCUGAUGGUUUCACCGCUCCAACUCUCCCCUCUGAUGACCCACAAUGAGUGGAAGAAUUCUAUGUUACACCAGCUGGACACGCAGCGGCAACCGGGGCACGUUUGGCAUGGUUCCGAACACAGUCAGCUCCAAGCUCAGCCCUGUCGUAGCCGACAUGAGUCAGAGUUGCAAACUGAUGGUCAUCGCGGUCGCCAUGUGCCUACACUAUCUCAGGCUGCCGAGGAGCUCGAAGAUACCCUGGCAGAAUUGGCAGACAAAGACUUGUCCCAGAAGUCUCGGCUGGUCCUCGAUAGGCCGCUUCAAAUCAGCCGCAAUAAUGGCGACUUGAUUGCUACUCGCCGGGCGCCGCUCCCGCCCUCAACGAAGCUCCACUUUACAAACACCACGCCUAGCUCGACGCCCAAAAAAGAAAGUCCAAACAAAAACAAGCAUGGCCGUUCAUACACAAUUGGGUCAAGUCCGACCAAAGAGCCAAGUCGCGUCAAAUCUGACUCCAAAGAAAAGACCCAAUCGCGAUCCCACGAAACCUGGAAUGAAAGACUGCCAAUGCUCAAAUCCGAACGAAGCAUGCCAUCUGAGGGCCCCAAGAAAGCAAAAAAGAAGAAAUCAUUUCUGGCCCCAUUUCGCAAAAGCCAAGUCCGUACUAGCGCCCGAUCGGAAGAGAUAACGUCGGAGCAUGUCUCAGACCUCCGACAACAACUCCCCCAACUAGAAACCGAUGAUCUCGCAACCGCGGCACUCCUCGAGCGAGUCGUGGAACACUUUCUGUCAGGAAGCCCGGGCGGCCCGAUAAACCAGCCGGUCGGGCACCAGGCCGAGGUGCGCAAGAAAAUGCGCCAGAGUUGGGCGUUGAUUUCCACCGCUCAGGCCAGCAGUCUCCAGCUUACGGAUCAAAUCUAUGAGCUUCCCGCAGAGCCAACUUCGCCUUCUUCAGUGCUUCUGUCGUCUGUUCUGCCGCUGAGGACUAAGAGCCAUGAUCAAAAUGUUACCCUUCCGGCGGAUAUGCCGGUGGAUUUGAUCAUUACGAUCAUGGAGAAGAUUGACUCGCUGGAUGAUCUGUUCAAUUUCGUCCUCGUCAACAAGAAAACAUAUUCUGCUUUCAAGCGCCGCGAACUCCCACUCAUAAAGAAUGCACUUUUCAAAAUGUCCCCGCCAGCUUGGGAACUGCGUGAGAUGAGCCCCCCUUGGGAAAUGGAAUGGCAACUCCUCCUCGACCCCGACUCCCAGGUCCCAGAGUACACGCCAACACUAUAUCUGCAACGCUAUGCACAAGACAUCUACACCCUCGCAAAGCUCAAAGCACUCGUUCUCGCGCGCUGCGCGCCAUUCCUGCGACCGGAUACCGUCCGCGGCCUAGCAGGCGUCGACAACCAGCGCGCUGAGGAAGUGGACGAUGCCUUCUGGCGGCUGUGGACGUUCUGUCGCAUCUUCGGGAGCGGGAAAAGACGCGAAAAUGAUAUCACCGGGCAGAUGGAUUGGUUGAAUGGCGGCGUGCAGGCGAAGAAGUAUAGCGAGUCGAGCGUGACGCAGCCGUUUGGGAUUAACAAUGUUCUUUUCGAGCCGCCGAAAGGGUUUGGGCGUGGCAAUCUGGACGGGUUGUCGCAGAAGCAGAUGUAUGAUUUGACGGAGAUCUGGACUUGUAUGGGUGUUUUGUUGCAGCCCUUGCAUGGGAAGUGUAGUGAGGCGCGUAAGGUGGGGAUUUUCGAUGGCUUGGAUGUUCCGGAUGGUGAUGCGGUUCGGGAGGAGACUGUUCUCGAAGAGUGGACUUCAUACAUCAUGACCCUCGGCCUGAGCGCAGUACUCACGCUCAGCUCCGUCUGCGCAACAGACACCCCAUUCGCGAAAUUGACAAAAGCACACGCCAUCGGCCUGACAAAAUGGCAACUCACAGAAACAGAAGUCAGCCGCUCCUCCUUCCUCAAAGAAGCAGUUUCCCGCGCCUACGAACUCCACGAACGAAAUUCAUCACCACCAAACGAACCCCAAAGCAACCCCCGCCUAACCGAAGCACGCGAAAGCCGCACUCGCCAAACAGCAUUCGCGAACGAGCUGCGUCGCCGUCGCGCACGCGGUCUCGAGGAACCAGAAGGCCGAAUCUCGUUCUCGGCUGAACGCCCAAUGUCGAAGUAUAGUGCCAUCCUCCGCAAUCUGGACAGGACACCCGAGCAGCCUGCUCCGCCUGUUCCGGUUCUUGUUGUUGAUCGGUCGUCGACGUCGACGGCUGGAGAGGCUCCGCAGACACCGACUUAUGCGUCUGAUUCGUCGACGUCGGUUCAGAUGCCGCCUGCGCCUGUGGCACCUGUGGUGCCUCCAGUCGCGGCACCAGUCCAGGCACCAGUCAUGGUACCUGUCACGGUACCAAGACUUGCACCUCUCCGUCCGCAAGUCCUUGAUCCCGUCGAUCUAGCUAUCCACAUGAUGGUCAACGACCUAGGCUUUGCAACCGAAGAUGCGAAAUGGGCUCUGAAAAUCACUGAUACGGGCGAGGGGAUUGACGCCGCAGCUGCUGUGCAGUUGUUACAGCGCCAGAAGAAGAAGAAUGAGCGGAAUCCAUUCGGAAAGAGGGAUAAUUUGCUGUCUUCUGUUAUUAGGAAGCAGAAGUCUCAUGAUUCUGGGUGGCGCUGGGCUUGA